UCUUCAACCUAUCAUUCUGCCUAUCUCUUUCAGAUAACAAUGUUGUCUACCACGUGGUCAUCCGAUGAGUCCGCCGGUGAAGAAGGUCAGGGGUAUGGUGAUGAUGCGGCAUAGUUGUCUUCGUUAGUAGGGUCUUCCAUCCUAGGCUCUGCUGGCGAGGGAGGUCAACCAUUAGCGCGGGAAGCUACCGAAAAUAUUUCCUCCGCCGACAUAAUUUGUUUGUCCGAAGAAAUGAAGGAUGAAGGAGAAGUAAAAACAGAGAUUGACGCGGUUGGAGAGUGGAUGAAGAUACAGAUGCUCCUCCUCCAGCCAUUCUUGGGUAUGGUUGGUCUUCCCAUGAGAUCUCUUCGGCGCCAUGGAGAAAGACAAGGUUUUUCGUUGAUGAUGGCUCGAUGGAAGGAGGAGUUGUAGAAAACUAGAGAAGGAACAUCCUCCGCUGUCGUCUGUCCCCCACUCCCAAAAUCCGCCAAUCUUGCACGUACCGUAAAUGGUGUUUUGUGGUAGCUUCGAAGCCUCAACCUUCUUCCACCCUCCCGAGGUUGCCCCUCGUAGGAGUGGAGAAAAACGGAAGUCCUCUCGGGAACGAUCCGUAUCCUCACACAAAACGGUCAAGAGGAAAAUUCUCGAGGGACCUCUGAUUGUGGGCCCGCUGGACCCGAACGUGAGAAUAGCAGAUCGCCUUCAAUAUAAUCUCACUCCUGAUGAGAAAAAGCUUUUCAAAGGAAUGACUGCUGAUGAGGCCUUGGCGUAUGAACAAAACGUCUGAUCUAACCUUUGCAUGGCCUAUGUUGUAGGUGCGACCAAGUCCAUAAUGGCUAAGGAGCUAGAUACUGCCCGCCAAGACCUAGAGGCUUCCUUGAAGGCAAACGAGGAUCUGACUCGAUGCUUAAAGGAGGUUCUGAUGAAUGCGGAGGAUGAAAGGGAGAAAUAUGCCACUGCUCUGACCAAGGCUCAAAAUGACAACUGUCUGCUGCAAAGGUCCAACGACGAUCUAAGGUUGGAUCUUCAUAGGGCGACCGGGAAGAACAAGGACCUGGUGAAGGAGAGGGAGACCCUUUUGAGUGAGAAGGAUGCGCUGAUGGACGACCAUGAGAAACUGAUGGUUGAGAACAAAUUUAUGGAUGGUGAGAUUUGCAAUGAACACCUGCUUGGCUUCGAGAAGGGGAUUGCCCAAUGCCAUUAUUUCUUAAGGGUGUAGCUCAAUAACCCUGGUUAUGAUAUUAUGAAGACGUUGGUUCAUGGGAAACUUGUAAUUGUGUCCCUUCCUGCGUCUACCGAGGCUCCCGCUCUGCCCAUGUCGUCCAUAAUUGAGGAACCUCAACGUGUUGGGGUGACUGUUGAAGAUGUAGAUGAAGAGGCCGCCGGGUAGAGGCAUAACUAAUAUCUUGAUUUGUAAUAGGUCGUGUAGGAAAUAGGUCUUUUAAUAGCGCUCUCUAUUUUUUCCAUUCGGCUCAUAUUUUGUAUGGCUUCGUAAUUAAUG
Molecule: messenger RNA, 1480 nt
Organism: Vigna angularis (adzuki bean)
Lineage: Eukaryota; Viridiplantae; Streptophyta; Magnoliopsida; Fabales; Fabaceae
Exons: 2
Coding region: 779-1198 (139 amino acids)
Source: RefSeq, a predicted model, not a curated record